Messenger RNA from [Candida] anglica, 980 nucleotides. Lineage: Eukaryota; Fungi; Ascomycota; Pichiomycetes; Serinales; Debaryomycetaceae. The record is from the annotation of a GenBank genome assembly.
CUCUCCUUUUCUAAUUCACAAUUAAUAUUAUCUAUAUUAGUAUAUCAUGUCAAUUGAAGAAACGGAAACCGAGGUUAUCUUAACCCAUAAAAAUGGAUCUGUGGUCAAAAUCUUGAAAUAUGGAGCCACUGUGACUUCAUGGACCACCAGUGAUGGUAAAGAGCAACUCUGGUUGUCAAGUGCAGCCAAGCUUGAUGGAUCCAAACCAGUAAGAGGAGGGAUCCCAUUAGUUUUCCCAAUCUUUGGGAAAUGUCAAGAUGAAACUCAUCCAACUUUUAAAUUACCACAACACGGAUUUGCUCGUAACUCCGUGUGGGAAUUUCUCGGACAAACCGCGGCUAACCCCUUGACGGUAGAAUUUGCCCUUUCUCCAGAACAAGUUUCAAAUGAUUUAACAAAUCUUUGGGGGGAUGGACAAAAUGAUUUCACUCUUAUCUAUACAAUUCAAUUGAAUGAAAGUUCCUUGAAAACUCAAAUUGAAGUGGAAAAUGCUGGCAAAAGAGAAUUUGAAUUCAAAUGGCUUUUCCACACUUAUUUUGCCGUUCCGGACAUUACUGACGUUUUAGUAACCAAUUUCACCGAUGCCAAGUGUUAUGAUCAAUUACUUGCCGAGGAAUAUCUGGAAAAGGCCCCCAUGAUUAGUUUCCAUGAAGAAUUUGAUCGUAUUUAUAAAGGUGUAGAUCAAGAUAAGGUGGCUCAAAUCGUCGAAUUAGGUAAGGUCUUACAUAACGUCAAGCGUACAAAUUUACCUGAUUGUGUUGUUUGGAACCCAUGGAUCAAGAAAUCUGCUGGUAUGGGUGAUUUUGAACCGAAGGAUGGAUACAAGAAUAUGCUUUGUAUCGAGCCUGGUCAUGUGGACAGUUUUGUUAAAUUGGGUGGUGGUGAGAAAUGGACCGCGGCUCAAGAGCUUUCCAUUGGUGGUGACAUCAAGGUUCAAACAAAUAUAUAUUAGAUAGAGAAAUAUGACACACUCAAGCUGC